Messenger RNA from Gastrolobium bilobum, 1591 nucleotides. RefSeq lists its product as uncharacterized. The record is from RefSeq and is a predicted model, not a curated record. NCBI's taxonomy places the organism in Eukaryota, Viridiplantae, Streptophyta, Magnoliopsida, Fabales, Fabaceae. The transcript has 4 exons. Bases 101 to 1306 code for a protein of 401 amino acids.
UAAAAGCAGAAAAAAGACUUUCCAUAUUUGUAGUACAUUAAUAGUGCUUCCCGAGAGAGGCUUGGCAAUUAGGAAGAAGCUCGAAAACUGACCGUGUGUCAUGAAGAAGAACUCUGGUUCUUCCCAGAAACUGGGUUCAUUUCUAAGCCCAGGAGCACCAAACUAUAGAGAAAAAAGCCUUGGAAGCCAAAAGGGAUGGAGCUCAGAGAGAGUGUUGCAGCCAGAAAAAAGUAGCAGAAGACAAGCUUGUUUAACUGCCUUGACACCCUUCAACAGUGGAAGAACAAUGCCAUCUAAAUGGGAUGAUGCUGAGAGGUGGAUUUGUAGCCCUCUUUCAGGCUAUGCCAAUAACAAGAGUUCCUAUGCUCAACUUCAACGGCGACCCAAAUCAAAAAGUGGUCCAAUUGUGCCUCCUGGAACAACGUACUGCUCAAAUUAUUCACCUACAAUACCACUGCCACAAGGUUUGGUAGUGAAAAACUUAAUGGUGGGUUCCCCUUUUACAACAGGAGUAUUGAAACCGGAUGCUCUUUCUCUUCACCAUUAUUGUGCACAUGACACUGUUUUUGGUCCCCGUUAUGACAUUGACAAUGGGAUACAAUGUUCUAGUCCUGUGCCAAACGAGAAUGGUGUGGCUCUCCCAUCAAUGUCUAGUGCACCCCUGUGGUCAGAACUGCUGUGUGACCCAUCUUCCCCUAAUUCUCAAGAUGACAAACGUGAUGGGACUAAGAAUGAGGACACUUCAAUAUCUCCUUUCUCAAAACGUGAUAGAGGUACCCAAAUGAGCCCUCCUGAGACUGAGAAUGAUGCACACUCAUCUCCAAAAUCCUCCGCCAGUUCUACCAUGGACCAAAAAAGUUGCCACUCUACAAAGUUAGAGGUCAGAGAUGUGCAGGUAGACAGUCAGACUACAGUUAUUAGGUGGUCCAAGAGUAAUGCAACCAAGAUGAACUUGCUAAAUGGUAAAGACUUGAAGAAAAGUAGCACGGAAACCCAAGCUUCAGAUUUGGACAUUUCCAAGUUUCAGAGAGAGGAAGCCAAAAUCAUUGCAUGGGAGGGUUUGCAGAAAGCAAAGGCUGAAGCUGCUAUACGAAAACUAGAGAUGGAAUUGGAAAAGAAGAGAUCGUCAUCAAUGGAUAAGAUUCUAAACAAGCUGAGAAGGGCGCAGAUAAAAGCUGAAAAGAUGAGAAGCUUAAUACCUGUACAACAGGGCCAGCAAGUUUCCAAGACUAGGAAAAUAUUUUCAUUCCCCAAAUAUGUCCAGGUAUGGUCUCCAAGCAAGUGCUUUAGCAGUCAUGCUUCAUGAUCGAUCCCAUGUACUACACGCCCGAAAAUCAUAAAGUUUUUGUCCAGGUAUACUCAAUAGGAAUAUCAUGUUUCAAUUCAUAGGCCCUUAUUGUUUUGGCCUUCUGCACUUUCCAUUAAUAUGUGAAUUGUGAAUACAUCAUUUGUCUUAAUGCCAUUUUAUGUAUUUGGCAUAUGUAUGCAUCAUGAAUAAAGCCUCCCCGUUAUGUCUCGAGAUUUGUUAUUUGUAUCUAAAUCGGGAAGAUUUCUUGAUACGAACUCUAAUCCGUGCUGCUAGUGAUUCGGA